This is a messenger RNA of Globicephala melas (long-finned pilot whale), 1622 nucleotides long. RefSeq names its product peroxiredoxin like 2C (gene PRXL2C). The record is from RefSeq and is a predicted model, not a curated record. NCBI's taxonomy places the organism in Eukaryota, Metazoa, Chordata, Mammalia, Artiodactyla, Delphinidae.
GUUAAUGAUACCUGCAAAAAAACAAAAAAAGCACAAGAACUGAGGAGGGAGUGGGUUAAAAACAGACUAGAAGGUAAAACAAAUCUAUCGGAUCAUAAAUAUGGAUGUGCUUGGUAACGGGUUCUCUUGAACAGAUAAGAACUAACUUUGACCCAGGCGGCUACGGAGAGCAGGGGUUGCUUUCUUCCUAAUUAACUCCUUUCUCGGCUUGGAUCUCUCUGUCUCUCUCUCUACCUCCCUACCAUGAAUGGCUGAGUCAGAAAACGCGACAGCGGUUCCGUACCUUUCCGGAGCUUCGGAACCACCGGAGAUGCGUACAAAGACUUGCCGAGUCCUAACCUGGAAGACAACGUGUGCGCCCCGGAUCGACCCCGCGCGCCUCACUCUCGCCGGGCGCCACAGCGGGUCUGCACCUCAAGCAACUCCGCGCCGUGCGCCCCGCUCCGCCGUGCGCCCCGCCCCACCGUGCGCCCCGCCCCGCCUGUACGGCCCGCUCCUUACGGCCAGCUUGGGUAGCGACCCGGCCCACCAAAGAUUCUGACCCCCACCCUCGCGAACCAAGGGCCCGCGGAUGCAGGGCGCGAUGGCCGCCCCAUCCGUGGCCCCGGUCACGCGGCAGAUCAGCGGCCGCGCCGCCCCAGCCGCAGUCCCAGACCCGAGCGGCCCCGAGAGCGGGCAGUCCCUGGCCGCCGCCGUGGCCGACCUGCCGGUGCUGGACGCCUCCGGGAGGCGGGUGCUGUUCGGCGCGCUGUUCCGGGAGCGCCGGGCUGUAGUGGUCUUCGUGCGGCAUUUCCUGUGUUACAUCUGCAAGGAAUAUGUAGAAGAUCUGGCCAAAAUCCCCAAGAGUUUCUUACAAGAAGCAAAUGUCACUCUUAUAGUGAUUGGACAGUCAUCCUACCAUCAUAUUGAGCCUUUCUGUAAACUGACUGGGUAUUCUCAUGAAAUCUAUGUUGAUCCUGAGAGAGAAAUUUAUAAAAGAUUGGGAAUGAAAAGAGGUGAAGAAAUUGCCUCCUCAGGACAGAGCCCCCAUAUAAAAUCAAAUAUACUCUCAGGAAGCAUUCGGAGCCUGUGGCGGGCAGUGACUGGCCCUCUUUUUGAUUUUCAAGGAGAUCCAGCUCAGCAAGGUGGAACACUCAUUUUAGGUCCAGGUAACAACAUCCAUUUUAUACACUGUGAUAGGAAUAGGUUGGAUCACAAGCCCAUCAACUCUGUUUUACAGCUUGUAGGAGUUCAGCACGUGGACUUUACAAGCAGACCUUCAGUUAUCCAUGUGUGACAUUACAGACUCUGUCGCUUUCAAAUGGACCUUGGGAUAUGACCUGAAUUGUGGGAAUGUAGUAUACUUGUGCAGUGCCUAACUUGUUGGCUCUUCCCAGCCUUUGAGGAGUUAUGAAACCAUAAAGAGACCAUGUACCACCAGUUGAAUAGCAUGCUGAGAGGCAUUAGUUGUCAAAAAUGUGAUAUAUAUUUAUAAUUUUAUAGCUUUUGAAGUUUUAUUUUCUAUAAAAAUUUUUGUAAAAAAAUUAUUUUAUUUUUGUAAAAUAAAACUUUAAAAGCUAUAAAAUUAUAAAUACCAUUCUUUAUUUUACAUUAUGAUAUAUCCAUUCAAUGAAGGUUUUUUU